Messenger RNA from Opisthocomus hoazin, 1811 nucleotides. Lineage: Eukaryota; Metazoa; Chordata; Aves; Opisthocomiformes; Opisthocomidae. The record is from RefSeq and is a predicted model, not a curated record.
UGCUUUGCAUCGGGAAUUACAAUGAAUUUCGCAGCGCAGUUUAUCUACUCCAGGGUGUUAAAAAACAGAAGUCCCAGGGUCCGCUCCAGGGAAGACGAAGACUACGAUCCUUUCUGGCAAAGGGAUGAAAACAAAAUAAACAAACAAGAUGACCCAGCACUUUGUGAUCUUCACUGUUGUAAGGAAGGGCCAAUAAGAAAUGGCCCUAUUGGGCAGAAGCCACCUUCUAUCAACCCUGAGAGACUGAAAGAUUUUGGUGAGGAGGAUUACCUGAACGGGGAUGUGAAGACCUGGGAAAUGAAGAUAGUGAGCCGUAAUGAGGAGUUACUUAGGGAUGCCCUUUCCCGCAUCCCUCAGUCAAGCAGUAGGACCAGCCUGUCAAGCUGCAACAAGCUGAUUCGGUUUGAAGAUAUUAGUGCAGCAGCUUUUAAAAUCCAGUGCGGUGUUCAGAAAACCCCCUGCAUGUAUUCUAGGCUAUCCAAACAAUAUGGAAUGGACAUCUACCUAAAGAAAGAGUUCCUCCAGUACACGGGAUCUGUGAAGGAACGAGGUGUACUUUACCUUCUGACAUCAUUGCCUCAGGAUCAGCAAAGAAAGGGGGUGAUCGUGGCUUCGGACAGUAACUUUUCCAUGGCUGUUGCUUACCAUGCCUCAGAGCUCCGCGUUCCAGUGUUUGUCAUCAUGUCAACCAGCACAUCUCCGGGCAGAGUGAAAAUGUGCCGUGAGUAUGGUGCCAUGGUCAUAUCCUAUGGCACUACGGCUAAGGAUUCCCAGACGCACGCAAGAAGGCUGGCGCAGGAGAAUGGUUACCUCUACCUCGAAGAGGAGGACAGUGCUGCCUACCUGUCGGGUCUGGGGACCGUGGGGCUGGAGGUCCACGAGCAGGUACCCAAGUUGGACGCGGUGAUUUUCCCUGCGGGAGGCCACUGUGGCUUGAUGGCUGGGUCUGCUGCUGCACUCAAACACCUCAACCCACAUAUUUCCAUCAUUGGGGUCGAAUCUGAAAGUUUCCCUGUAUUGCAACAGUCCUUAAAGGCUGGCCACCCAAUUGAAGACCAGGCUUGCAGCAAUCAUCACUUUUACGGAGAUGUGAGCGGACUUUGCUUUGGCAGCAAUUCUUUGCAGCUGACCGGGAAACUUGUGGAUAAAGUUGUUGCCGUGAGGGAGGAGGAUGUCCUCAUUUCAAUGCUGAGAUUGCUAGAGUACGAGCGAGCCACGGUUGAUGCAGAAGGGGCCAUUGGCCUUGCGGCACUGGUUGCAGGGAAGCUGCCCGAGUUGAAGGGUAAAAGAGUGGCAGUUGUUAUAUGCAGUGGAAACCUGGAGUUGCAUUUGCUGCAACAGUGCCUAGUUCGUGCCCUGACCCUUGACAACAGAGUGUGCAGAUUUUCCCUCGUGCUCUCUGACUGCCCAGGAGACAUUUCAAAGCUACUGGAGAUUUUGGCUCGGGAAGAAGCAAGAGUUUUGGAUAUCAAACAAGAACGCACAUUUGUGACAUCUGAGCUCUUCACUGUCAAGGUCACCUGCACCGUGGAGACCAGAGACAAGAUCCACACAGCCCAGCUGAGGAACGCGCUCCUGGAACGCUACCCCACAGCCACCUGGAUGGAGCGGUGAUGGGCACGGCACAAGGGAGAGGGCUGAGGUCUUUGGACGGAUGUUUUACAGAGCCCUAACCUCGAGGCAUUCAGAACAAAUACUAUCUUUCAAAGCUGAACCAUUAGAGAAUAGUUUCAGGAUAUUUAUUUCCUGCCCAAAACGUAGUGAAUAUCCUUGGGAAUAAAGUUAAACUCAAAACUUUAGCUUAGGGAAAG